AGUUCAGAGAGAUCAUGUGACGUCAGGUGAGUCACGUGAUGUUUAUAGCUACAACGCCUUUUCCUGUCAAACAACUUGGGGGGAUAAAUUCACCAUCUUGAAAGCCGCAUUUGCGAUUGUGACCACUGGUGACCUUCGGUUCUGCGAGGAAUUUUUACAGUGGUCUUCCAUUCAAUCAAACCCAAUUGGAGCCCCCUGUUAAACAAAAAAAUCAAACAUCUUGCUGCUAAAACGGAUAUUUGCCCAUACCGGUCCUGAUCCAGUCAUGGACAUCUCCUUGUUUCUGGUUUUGAGCUAUCUUGGCCUUGUCAUGAUUGCUCAAGCUAAAGAUUGUUCCAGGCCUACAUUAGGCAGCAACACAAACCUCAACGAUGAGGACUUACUUAAAGAUACAUUUCCAGAUGGGAGCAAAGCUAAUCUUGUCUGCGCUGUGGGUCACCAGUGGACGGGGGGCGUUAAAUAUGUCACAUGUACAGAUGGUGUGUGGAGUCCUGUGACCAUACAAUGCACCGCUAUUUCCUGUGGCGCUGCAGAAGAAGUAGAGAAUGGGAUUGUUGAUUAUCCAAAUGGUAUUGAGUUUGGUGCCCAAUUAUCCAUCAGUUGUAAUAGAGGUUUCAUAUUGGUUGGUGCCGCUCGACGCACUUGUUUGGCCGAUGGAACUUGGAGUAACCACCCACCCAACUGUAUAGCGGUGACCUGUGAUCCUCCACCAAAAGUGGCUCAAGGCAAUUUCAACCCUCCAAAGGAAAUCUACCAGUAUGAAGACGUUGUACAAUACUCCUGUGACCAAGAUUAUGUUCUCAAUGGAUCCAAACAUCGAGAUUGUUCCGAUGAUGGACAAUUCAAACCUGGUCCACCUGUUUGUGUCAAGGUUAACUGUCCUGAGCUGGAGAUUGUAAAUGCCGAGAUGGUUUCAGGUGCUCGACCCCCGUACGGCCACAUGGCAUCUGUGACGUUUGAGUGCAUAUCUGGAUACAAGAUGGUUGGCUCUCCCACCGUGACGUGUGACAUCAACAGUCGCUGGUUACCGAAACUUCCAAGUUGUCAGCGAAAAGAAAUUCCUAAAUCAACUACAACGGUUACAACCCCUAAGGCCAAAGUGACGCCAACAGCCUCUUCUAAACCAGAUCCUGAAACGGAAAACAAAAGUGAUAGUAGUCAUUUGGGGAUGUCUCUGGGUAUUGCUUUUGCAGUCAUCAUUGGAUUAGCUAUCGCCAUUAUCAUUGGAUGCUAUUACUUUGGAUGCCUUGCAUUUCUCAACAAAAAGAGCAAAAAUGGCUAUCGGAAAGGCCACUCCGACCAUGAGGCUACCACAGAUGUGGCGGGAAUGGUGCUCUCGGUAAGACACUAGGUGAUGCUGAGAGCUUGGUUCCAAAUACGUCAAUUUUCUUCUUUUUUUUUUUUCUAAUUGUUGUACAGUAUACUGAAAACGGUUGUCUUUCACAUCAAAAUAGGAAUAUAAAGGAUGAGAUUGUAAAUGUAUCAGCACCAUUUGGGAUGUCCCCGCCGCCUUAUUGUGUUACUUUAAAAUGUACCAGUUGUUCCUGUUUCACAUGGCUGCAGGCUGUUUUUCCCCACAUGGUCUAAUUUACCUGGUUCUGUUCUUCGCAGUGAUGGCAGGACUCCUGCUGGCACAACAUUGCUAGAAAUGGGAAGAGGACUGUAACUGUCCGUGUCGAGUGGACGUCGAAUUAGUUGCUCAUGACAGUUCAGUAACACAUUCCAGUUAGCACUGCUCGAGUUUUGGUUUUUCUAAUUUUCCACUUACAUUGACAAUGCAGGCAGUGCAUCUUAGGUAUGCCUAAAUGGACUUCCCAUGAUCAGUUGAAAUCAAAUGUGCACUUUGCUUCAAGCGUGUCAGAUCAACCCCCCCCCCCCCCCCCCCAAUAAUCCCAAUGGGAUCUCUGAGAUGGAAGGAGGAAAAAGUUCAUUAUUUAUGUCUUCGUGCACUUCAAGUGUAUUAGUUGUGGCAAUUAUGACUGCCAAAGAUUUGCAUUGUCAUGAGCCUGCUGUGUGACAGCCCUGAGGUUUUAUGGCUAAAAAAUAAAUAAAUGAAUGUAUUGUAAAUUGCCACUAGUUAAAAGUUACCUUUACGCACUGUUAAAUUUGAUGUUUGCUCUAAUUUAAAAUAAGCUUUGAUUUAUAACUUGUGAAUUAUGAUUUGUAUUGUCAUGCAUCUGCUGUGUGACAGUCAUGAGAGUUUUGUCAUGGCUGAAAAAAAAUGUAUUGUAAAUUGCCACUAGUUAAACAUUACCUUUUAAGCACUGUUCAAUUUGUUGGGUUUUUCCCUAUUUGGAAUGUUUUAGAAGGUAAAUUAAAUAAAGUUUAAGAAUAGCCA
Syngnathus typhle (broad-nosed pipefish) is the source of this 2338-nucleotide messenger RNA. Its product is annotated as C4b-binding protein alpha chain-like. The transcript is spliced from 13 exons. Lineage: Eukaryota; Metazoa; Chordata; Actinopteri; Syngnathiformes; Syngnathidae. The record is from RefSeq and is a predicted model, not a curated record. The coding region runs from base 266 to 1351 and encodes 361 amino acids.